CGAAUGGAUAGGUAUUGCUGUUUUGUCUGAACAAAACACACAUACACGCACAUACACGUGCCCAACUACUGUCGCAUAUCAACCCAAUCUGAAUGGAGUGUAUGUCAGCUGGCAGUGACAUAUUUUAUCGAAAGUCUGUAAACGCGUCGUACAUUCAGAUAUUUUUUUUCUCUGUCGUGAAUUACAAUCAUCAUUCUCCGUUUAAUUGCAUUACCUCUCUCUGUUUGCAAGUUUUGUGAAACAGAAGACCAAAAAAAAGUUGUGUUCACUUCAGUUGACUGAAUAGUGGUGCGGUUUAAUGUCUUUUCAAGUCUAUCGUCGGCUAACGAUAACAAUAUGUAACCGUGGUAUUUUAGUAAGAAAAUUCCAAAAUUGUACCAAACUCUUUGCCCGUAACAUACAUCAAACUACGACGACGACGACGAUGGAUUUGGCCAAUAGUUCACUGCCAGCAAUAAAAGUUACAAUGGCCGACGCAUCGAAACUAUUGCGAGUGAAUAAUAUUGUGAAAUCACAGCAAGAUAAUCGUGAUUAUCGUGGAUUGCAGUUGGCAAAUGGCCUAAAAGUGUUGUUGAUCAGCGAUCCGGCCACUGACAAAGCGGCUGCCGCAAUGACAGUUGACGUCGGCCACAUGAGUGACCCAGAGGAUUUGCCCGGUUUGGCGCACUUUUGCGAGCACAUGCUGUUCCUUGGCACGAAAAAAUAUCCCAACGAAAAUGCGUACAGUACGUAUCUAUCGGAGAAUGGUGGCAGCUCAAAUGCAUCUACGUAUGCGGACAAUACGAAAUACUAUUUCGAUGUGGUUCACAAUCAAUUUGAGGGAGCAUUGGAUCGAUUUGCGCAGUUUUUCAUUGGUCCAUUGUUUACGGACAGUGCCACCGAUCGGGAGAUAAAUGCCGUGAAUUCGGAACAUGAAAAGAACUUGGCAACAGACGUUUGGCGUAUUCGACAAGUGAACAAAGCGUUGGCUGACAGCAAUCAUCCUUACAGCAAGUUUGGUACGGGUAAUGAAAAGACGCUGAGUGAAGAUCCAAAACGUUUGGGCAUUAAUGUGCGCGAAGAACUGUUAAAAUUCCACGAAAAAUGGUAUUCGGCCAAUAUCAUGUGCCUGGCUGUGUACGGGCGUGAAACACUCGAUGAGCUUGAGGCAAUGGUCAUAUCACGAUUCUCGGAGAUUGUCAACAAAAAUGUCAUCUCACCGCGAUGGACAGAUCAUCCAUUUCUACCCGAACACUAUGCCACGAAAGUGUCCAUUGUGCCGGUUAAAGACUCGCGAACGCUAACACUCACCUUCCCCACCGGAGAUUUAGAUCAAUUUUACAAGGCUGGCCCUGAAGCGUAUCUGAGCCAUUUAAUUGGGCAUGAGGGAAAAGGCAGCAUUUUGUCGGAAUUAAAAAGCCGCGGUUGGUCCAACAGCUUGUUAGCUGGCCAUAAUACGCUGGCACGUGGCUUUGGAUUCUUCGAUAUCAUGGUGGAUUUGACACAAGAAGGAUUUGAGAACAUUGACGAAAUCAUCAAAAUCAUUUUUCAAUAUAUCAACAUGUUGCGAACGGGUGGUCCGAAGAAAUGGAUUUUCGAGGAGUAUUUGAAUUUAAGCGAAAUGCAAUUUCGGUUCAAAGACAAAGAGACCGCUUUGCUGUUGGUCUCGAGUGUGGUGCAUUCAAUGCAAUUGUAUCCGAUGGAAGAGGUGUUGACUGCACCGUAUUUGAUCAGUGACUGGCGACCAGACCUCAUUCAGAAUUUGAUGGACGAUUUAGUGCCUGAAAAGUGUCGCAUCGUCGUUGUUGGCCAAAAAGUCGAACCAAUUUGUAAUGAAAUCGAAUAUUGGUAUGGAACGAAAUAUCGAUCGGAGCCAAUUUCCGAAGAUGUCAUCGAGGAUUGGAAGAGUUGUGGUCUAAAUGAAAAUUUGAGUUUUCCAAUGCCGAAUCCGUUCAUACCAACCGAUUUUGAGCUAUGCACCGGAGAAUCAGAAGUCAAGCCAUAUCCAGUUAUUCUACACGACACACCGAUCAUGCGAGUGUGGUACAAACAAGAUACCGAGUUCAAAAAACCGAAAACAAUCAUGAAUUUUGACUUCUCCAGCCCGAUGGCUUAUUCGGAUCCACUCAAUUGCAAUUUGACACACAUGUUUGUUCAGCUGUUCAAAGAUGAACUGAACGAAUAUUUGUACGAGGCUGAACUGGCCGGUUUGCGAUUCGGAGUGAGCAACACAUCAAAUGGAAUUAGUUUAUCAAUCAGUGGUUACAGUCACAAGCAGCAGAUUCUCCUCAGCAAGGUCAUCGACCAGUUGUUCAAUUUCGAAUUCUGUCCAAAACGUUUCGAAAUCAUCAAAGAGCAAAUGCAUCGUGCGCUGAAAAAUUUCAACGCUGAACAACCGUACCAACACGCUGUUUAUUACUUGGCGCUGAUACUAACCGAACAUGCGUGGACGAAGCAGGAAUUGAUUGACGCCGUUUCAUUGGUGACGGUGGAGCGUUUAGAGCAGUAUAUCAAGGAUUUCCUGUCACGAAUGCAUGUCGAAUGUUUGAUUCACGGCAAUGUAAACAAGCAAAAAGCCACCGCAUUGGCUAGUAUCGUCGAGCAAAAACUGAAAACGACCAAUGCCAACACACUACCGUUGCUUUCACGUCAAUUGCUGUUGAAGCGUGAAUACAAGUUGGUUAAUCAAGAGUCGUAUCGAUUUGAGACAGAGAAUGAAUUUCACAAAAGCUCAUGUGCUGAACUGUACCUACAGUGCGGCAUGCAAAGUGAUUCAGCGAAUGUUUUUAUCGAUUUGGUGUCACAAAUACUAUGUGAACCAUGUUACAAUACACUGCGUACGAAGGAACAAUUGGGCUACAUUGUGUUCUGUGCAUCUCGUAAAGCGAACGGAGCGCAAGGGAUACGUUUUAUCGUUCAGUCAGCCAAACAUCCGGUUUACGUGGAAGAACGCAUCGAAUUAUUCUUAGACUCAAUGACGAAACAAAUCGAAGACAUGUCCGACGAAGAGUUCAAUCGACACAAAGAUGCUUUGGCAGCUCAGAAGCUGGAAAAACCAAAGCGACUAUCGACACUGUUCAAUAAAUUUUUAAACGAGAUUUCAUUGCAACAGUAUCAUUUUGACCGAGCCGAAAAAGAGGUAGCAAUUUUACGGAACGUCACCAAAACCGAAUUGUUGGACUACUACAAAAGUAACAUUCUGUCAAUGGGCCCAAAUCGAUCCACUCUGUCUAUCCACAUAGUGUCAACGGCUGAUGGUGGUGCUGGUAAUUCGAAUGAAAUCGAAAGCACACCAGUCAUCAAUGAGCUCAUCGAUCGCCGACCAAACACAAUAGUAAUCAACGACUUGGCUGUGUUUAAAUCCUCAAAGGAAUUGUACCCCAUGGUGCAGCCGUACAUCGACAUUCAACCAAAGGGCGCUAAAUCCAAACUCUAACUUACCAAAAAGCAACUGAAAUACCAGACGAGAAAAAUAAUGACACAGUGAAAAAACAGUUCAGACAAUUCCCAGUUGAUACACGAUUCAAUCUGAUUUUUGUUUUAUUUUUUAAUUUAGGAAAAAAAAACUUGGACCAUGUGAAUGAAAUAAUCUCCACUUUGGUUGGUUCGUCUUUUGUUUUCGAAAAGUAAAUGCCUGUUCAAUUGAUUGUUUGCUGGAAAAAAUUGAUGGCAAUAAAUUAUUUGAAAAAUUA
Molecule: messenger RNA, 3671 nt
Organism: Sitodiplosis mosellana (orange wheat blossom midge)
Lineage: Eukaryota; Metazoa; Arthropoda; Insecta; Diptera; Cecidomyiidae
Gene: Ide
Product: insulin-degrading enzyme
Exons: 11
Coding region: 299-3415 (1038 amino acids)
Biological process (GO): peptide catabolic process
Cellular component (GO): mitochondrion; cytosol
Molecular function (GO): metal ion binding; metalloendopeptidase activity
Source: RefSeq, a predicted model, not a curated record